AUGUCGAUCUUUAAGCUAAAGCUUAUUAAAGCUUAUUUUAUCGACAAUCUUAACAAAGGUUUUAUCGAACUUUUAAUAGCGUUAUUUACAGCUCCAGUCUUAUUUGCUAAAAAGCAAGACGGUUCCCUUCGCUUUUGUAUUGACUUCCGCGCGCUAAACAACCUCACUCGUAAAGAUCGAUACUCUUUCUUUUUGAUCGAUAAGACCUUCGCACCUCCCGCUAAGCUCAAUUACGUCGUUUACGAUAAAGAGAUGCUAGCUAUCAUACGCUCUUUUAAUAACUUCCGCGCCGAACUCGCCGGCUCUUUUUAUUAA
Messenger RNA from Drepanopeziza brunnea f. sp. 'multigermtubi' MB_m1, 315 nucleotides. Lineage: Eukaryota; Fungi; Ascomycota; Leotiomycetes; Helotiales; Drepanopezizaceae. The record is from RefSeq and is a predicted model, not a curated record.